Messenger RNA from Chrysochloris asiatica (Cape golden mole), 834 nucleotides. RefSeq names its product ovo-like zinc finger 2 (gene OVOL2). Gene Ontology annotation, biological process: regulation of transcription by RNA polymerase II; epidermal cell differentiation. Gene Ontology annotation, molecular function: DNA-binding transcription factor activity, RNA polymerase II-specific; RNA polymerase II cis-regulatory region sequence-specific DNA binding. The record is from RefSeq and is a predicted model, not a curated record. Gene Ontology annotation, cellular component: nucleus. The transcript is spliced from 4 exons. Lineage: Eukaryota; Metazoa; Chordata; Mammalia; Afrosoricida; Chrysochloridae. The coding region runs from base 1 to 834 and encodes 277 amino acids.
AUGCCCAAAGUCUUCCUGGUAAAGAGGAGGAGCCAUGGGGUCUCGGUCCGAAGCUGGAAUGAGCUCCCGGAUGAGGAAAGGGCAGACACCUACAUCCCAGUAGGCCUAAACUGCCUACUCCAGGAACCCCCCGAGGACAGCCGUAGCGAUGGCGGGAGCAGCAGCAGCAGCGGCGGCAUUAGCAGCAGCAGCAGCGCCGGGGAGCAGGGAGGCACCGAGAGCAACUCAUCCCCGCGCGCCCCCGAGCGGGAAGCCAGCGAACCUGGCGACACCGAAGGCCCUGGUGGACACCUGGCGGCGAAACAGCGCCCUGUCGUCAGGUCGAAAAUCAAGUUCACCACAGGCUCCUGCGAUGACUCAGAUGUUCACAGCUGUGACAUUUGUGGCAAGGGCUUCCGCCUACAGCGAAUGCUCAACCGGCACCUCAAAUCCCAUAACCAGGUGAAGAGGCACCAGUGCACCUUCUGUGGCAAGGGCUUCAAUGACACCUUUGACCUGAAGAGGCAUAACCGCACACAUACAGGCAUUCGCCCCUACAAAUGUGACGUUUGCAGUAAAGCUUUCACCCAGCGCUGUUCGCUCGAGUCCCACCUGAAGAAGAUUCAUGGAGUGCAGCAGCAGUAUGCAUACAAGCAACGCCGGGACAAGCUGUACGUCUGCGAAGACUGCGGCUACACAGGUCCCACUCAGGAGGAUCUGUACCUUCAUGUGAACAAUGCCCAUCCCGGCAGCACUCUUCUCAAAAAGACGUCCAAAAAGCUGACGGCUAUUCUGCAGAACAAGCUGAAGUCCACACUGCAGAAGGAUGCCAACGUAAACGAGAAAGAGAAGUGA